Penicillium griseofulvum is the source of this 1866-nucleotide messenger RNA. RefSeq names its product amino acid adenylation domain-containing protein. Gene Ontology annotation, molecular function: phosphopantetheine binding. The coding region runs from base 1 to 1866 and encodes 621 amino acids. Gene Ontology annotation, biological process: secondary metabolite biosynthetic process; amino acid activation for nonribosomal peptide biosynthetic process. The record is from RefSeq and is a predicted model, not a curated record. Gene Ontology annotation, cellular component: cytoplasm. Lineage: Eukaryota; Fungi; Ascomycota; Eurotiomycetes; Eurotiales; Aspergillaceae. The transcript has a single exon.
AUGAGUGUCUUGACUCAGGUCUCUCACUGCCUUGACCACCAGCGGGUCAAGCCCAACAGCACUGUCGCCCAGCUAUUCAUUGACAAUGUCCGUCGACAACCGAAGUCGCCUGCUGUUAUCGAUAUCGACUCAGUGAUCACCUAUGAAGAAUUACAUAUCUGUGCAAUAUCCCUGGCCUUCCAAUUACGAAGAAAUGCAUACGCCCUAGAAGAGCCGACAGGAGUCUUGGUCAGCCCCGGAUCAUGGAAUGUUAUCAUCCAGUUAGCAGUGAUGUAUGCUGGUGGAACGCUAGUACCCGUCUAUCCAGAUGAGAGUGAUGAGAAGAUACAGUGCAAGCUGGCUGGUGCUGGGGUGGAAUAUCUGAUCGUGGAUGAACCAAACAAGUCCCGCCUGCCUAUGUUUACAUGUAUCCCGGUAAGUGACCGGGGUACACUCCUUUCCUCAGUGCAAAUCGAUGGACUAGAGGGACAAAUCCCAGUUACGACAACACUCCACCACCGAACCCACAUCCUGUUCACUUCAGGUACAACAGGAGAACCCAAAGGGGUUCAAAUAUCAGCACGCUCUCUGCUCCACAUUAUCCAUCACAUACCCACCAGCCCACUCGAGCCCUCGGAUAUCAUGGCACACUAUAUCCCCACAACAUUCGACUAUACACUCGUCGAAAUCUUCGCGCCGUUGAUUGUGGGGGCGCAGAUUGCUAUCCUGCCGUACGGUGAUGCCUUUGACGGGCGUACUCUGGAAGCAACACUGCGAAAGCAGGGUGUCACCGUCAUGAUCAUUGUGACUGCCUUACUCAACAUCGUCUCUUUCACCAACCCAGGAGCCUUUUCAACGUUGAGAAUGGUCCUUUUCGGUGGCGAUGCCGCUAGUCCCAAGGCUGUUGCCAGACUGCUCGGAAGCGGCGCGGCACCCACUCGAUUAAUCAAUGCCUAUGGUCCUACUGAAACAUGUUGCUGGUCUCUUACACACGAACUUUCGAUGAAAGACACUCAUUCUGAGCCUGUGAGCAUUGGACAACCGACCGGAGAUACAGUUGCGCAUAUCCUUGACGAUGCAUUUCAGCCUGUCCCCGAUGGAGAAAUUGGAGAGCUUUUUAUAGGUGGGUCGGGGCUCUCGCUGGGAUAUAUGAACGACCAGGAGAAGAACUCGACAUCUUUUAUCAACAUCAAAGACCCCCAAGGGUUAGAUUCAAUAACUCGUUUCUACCGGACAGGGGACCUUGUUCGACGCAAUGCUUCAUCUGGACAAGUUUACUACCUUGGCCGACAGGACCAUCAAGUUACCAUUUUUACCAUGCGGAUUGAGCUAGCUGCAGUGAAAGCAGCACUCAUGAAGACCGGCCGAUUUGCGGACGCGGUGGCACUGGCAAUCGACUCUCCAAUCAAAGAAAUGGGCAAACUACUAGUUGCAUAUGUAAUCCCUGCAGAGGAUAUCGCGAACGAUAAAGUUUUGGAUGGAAUUGAGGGCGCCCUGGCACCGUAUCUUCCACACACGGAGGCUAUGCCACACAUCAAAGUCAUCGAUCGCUUCCCCCUCAAUGUUCACUUCAAGGUCGAUCGUAAAGCUCUUUCUCGAAGAUAUCUUGCAACAUGGAAUUCAUACAUGCAGGGAAAUGACAAUGAUACUGCUCGCACAACAGAGCAGAAGCUUGCUUAUAUAUGGGCUGGCGUUCUAGCCAUGCCAACCGUUAAAUUUACCAGCGAGGAUAAUUUCUUCGCGUUUAUUCGCAGUGAGUUUCAGGGAGCAUAUCUCCUACAGCAGAUCCAGCUUGCUUUUGGUAUCAAUGUUUUCCUCCACGAGCUACAGGCGAGUCCUACUCUAUGUACGAUGGCUGGCUUGAUCGACAGAACUUUGGUGACGUGA